AGCUCGGGCUGGCUGUGACCCCAGCCUCUCGGCCUUCCUCACAGCGUGUCUUACAGGUGGGAACUAGACAUUAGGUGCCCAUGUUUUUAGGGCACUGAGGUCUAGGAAUGUUGCUAAGGCCUGGGGGAGGCGUCCGGAGGAAAGCGGGGAGCAGAGCAUGGCCCAGGGAGUGCACGUCCCCAGGUCGCGGGUCGCCUUCCCCGGGCCCCCCCCGGCGUGCUGGGCAGUAAUGGCUGGGAAAACAGACAUUUAGUUAUGCGUGGAAGGAAGUAGUGUCAGCACCUAGGGUGAGAAGAGGAUGGAAGAUUUAAAACCCGGGGCUGAAUCCUUAAAGGCUGGUUUUGCUUUCUUCGUUUGUUUCCACGUUUCCACGGGCGCUUCUGCUGGACCACGUGGACACGUUUGGUGACCGUCAGGGGCAUCGGGGUAGAGCGCUGGUUUUGCGCCGACUGCGUCAGGGCGGACAACACAGAUUUUCUCUCUGCCAGAGAGACGGGGCAGGACGUUCGAGAAUACACGCUGGGCCAGGAGUGGGGAAGUGAGAGUUGGAGCUAGAUCCCAGCUGUGCUGCCUUCCAGCUUCUACCCCCAGGCUGCGGUUGCACGCUUCCUGGUUUCCCACAGGGCCUACAGUGUAUCCCAGUUCGGGGGACACUUUGCUGCCAGUGUGGGCUGCCCUUCCAACACCAGAGCUCCUCGAGGACUCUUCCUUGUUAGCUGGUGAAGAAUGGGGGAGAUAGAAGGAACGUACAGAGUCCUGCAGACUCCAGGGACACGCUUGGGCGCCCAGACCCCGGCGGGGGUGAGCACCCUCGAGCCUGGGCAGACUCUGUCGGGAGCAGCGACACGGGCGUCAGCCAGGAUGCAGGAGAAGCACCUUCACAUCCGGGUGAAGCUGCUGGACAACACUGUGGAAAUCUUUGACGUCGAGCCUAAGCGCGAUGGCCAGGCGUUGCUGACGCAGGUGUGGCGGCACUUGAACCUGACGGAGUGCGACUACUUCGGGCUGGAGUUCCAGCACCCCCGGUCCUACUGGAUCUGGCUGGAACCCAUGAAGCCCAUCAUUAGGCAAGUACGAAGGCCAAAGAACACAUUGCUUCGUCUAGCAGUGAAAUUUUUCCCUCCUGAUCCGGGUCAGUUGCAGGAAGAAUUUACAAGAUACUUGUUUGCCUUGCAACUUAAGAGAGACCUCCUGGAGGAGCGUCUGCCCUGCGCGGACACCACGGCGGCGCUGCUGGCAUCCCACCUUCUGCAGUCGGAAAUAGGAGAUUAUGAUGAAACCCUGGACCGAGAGCACCUCAAAGCCAAUGAGUACCUGCCCAGUCAGGAGCGCUCUCUUGAGAAGAUUCUAGAAUUCCACCGGAAGCACACGGGCCAGACGCCUGCCGAGUCGGAUUUCCAGGUGCUUGAAAUUGCCCGGAAGUUGGAAAUGUACGGCAUCAGACUUCACCCAGCCUCGGACAGGGAGGGGGCCAGAAUCAACCUGGCUGUCUCGCACAUGGGCGUCCUCGUGUUCCAGGGCACCACCAAAAUUAACACUUUCAACUGGUCCAGGGUCCGAAAACUCAGCUUCAAAAGGAAAAGGUUUCUCAUCAAACUGCACCCAGAGGUCCGUGGACCUUACCAGGACACGCUGGAGUUCUUGUUGGGCAGUAGAGAUGAAUGUAAGAACUUCUGGAAGAUCUGUGUGGAAUACCACACCUUCUUUAGGCUCUUCGAUCAACCUAAGGCCAAAGCUAAAGCCGUCUUCUUCAGCAGGGGCUCGUCCUUCAGAUACAGUGGAAGAACUCAGAAACAGCUGGUGGACUACGUCAGGGACAGUGGGGUGAAGAGAGUUCCAUAUGAAAGAAGACACAGCAAGACGCGGGUGUCUCUUCGUGCUCUGACUGCAGACUUGCCAAGGCAGAGCAUCUCAUUCACCGAGGGCAUGAGGACUUCCGCAUCCCCAUCUUCAACAAACGCCUCCUUCUAUUCAGUUCCUACCUCCCCGCUGGCCCCCCGAGGCCCGUGUGAUUUCAAAGACAGCAGUGGCUCCCUCACAGAGCCCCAGGCUCCCGACGCCAAGAGGCCAGCUGCGGAGAGGAGCGGCGGAGCAGCAGCCGACGGCGACGCCAGACGGGCCCAGUCCCCUGGACCCCCUGCACCGCAGCCUUGCCAAGGCCUUUCCGCGGAGAGUCCUCAGCCUUCUCCCUCCACCCGGAAGAGCCCACCGAGCCUGAGCCCCGUGUCUCAGGUGACUCUGGGCCUGGCCGGGCAGGGCUCGUCCCCCCUCCUGAGCCCUGCCCUUAGCGACGCCGGUGCAGUCAGGACGGACGGCGAGGAGGAGCCGAGACACAAGGGCCCGGCAGCGGACGAGGCCUACUUCAUAGCGAAGGAGAUGCUCGCCACAGAACGGACGUACCUGAAGGACUUGGAAGUUCUCACCGUGUGGUUCCGCAGCGCCGUGGUCAGGGAGGACGCCAUGCCCGCGGACCUGAUGACCCUGCUCUUCUCCAACAUAGACCCCAUCUACGAGUUCCACAGACGCUUCCUGCGCGAGGUGGAGCAGAGGCUGGCGCUCUGGGAAGGGUCUUCCAACACCCAUGCCACAGCCGGUCACCAGCGAAUCGGGGACAUCCUGCUCAGGAACAUGCAUCAGUUAAAGGACUUCAGCAGCUGCUUCCAGAGGCACGACGAGGUCCUGAGCGAGCUGGAGAGGGCGGCGCGGCGCGGCGGGAAGCUGGCGGCCGCGUGCAGGGCCUUCGAGCUCCAGAGGGUCUGCUACCUGCCCCUGAGCGCCUUCCUGCUGAAGCCCGUCCAGCGCCUGCUGCACUACCGCCUGCUGCUCAGCCGGCUGUGCGCACUGCACGCGCCCGCGCACCCCGACUCCGCGGACUGCCGGGACGCCCUCCAGGCCAUCACAGAGGUGACGUCCGCACUCCAGCACAGCCUCGCCCGGCUGGAGAACCUCCAGAAGCUGACGGAGCUGCAGCGGGACUUGGUCGGCAUAGACAACCUCGUCACCCCGGGCAGGGAGUUCAUCCGCGAGGGGUGCCUUCACAAGCUCACCAAGAAGGGCCUGCAGCAGAGGAUGUUCUUUCUGUUCUCAGACGUGCUGCUGUACACGAGCAGAGGAGUCACGGGCACCAGCUGCUUCCGGAUCCGGGGCCGCCUCCCACUCCGCGGCAUGCUGAGUCAGGAGCAUCCCCGCGGGACCUCGUCCUACACUCCUCCCUGCACCCAGCACAGCGCCCGGGGGCCGGGCACACGCGCCUCUAGGGCUCCGGGUAGGGCGCCCGCCCAGUGGAGCCUCCCCCCCACCCCCGCGGCCCCGUGAGGGGCACAGCCAGGGACGUCGGGGAGGCUGACGGGGCCGCCCCUGCGAUGGCACAACUGUGCCUGUCGCCUGGCCUCUACCAAUGCCCGUUUGUAGGUGCCAGCCGCGCUUGGGGCCACGGGUAUGUUCCCCAGUUAGCGAUUCCUUUUUUCUUUUCCCACAGUUCAGUUUUAUCUUGUGGGAUUGACAUGGCACCGGACAGGUGCCCCUGGGCUGGCGCCUGGGGAUGGGGUGAAUUCAGCCGUGUGCUGCCGCCCGGGGUGCCCAUCCUGAGUGUGGGUCUCCCUGCCCGCGCGCCGUCGCGUUGGCCCCGGUUCCACUUUCCAACUCACAAGCCGCCUCCACGAGGCUCCGUGGGGGUGGCUGGACUCCUGCCGACGUGUGGGGCCCCUUCUGGCCUCCCAUUCCGUUCCCCUGCGCCAGGCAGCAGCAGGCCUCGCCCGGGGCCGUGUCUCCUGUCGAGUCGCCGUGUGGCUGCUGCGGCACGUCCCUGAGCUGUCGUUCUCCAUAGAAGGCCCCUUGCUACGCUCCAGCGUUUAGUUCUUCCACAUAAACUCAGGAAUCACUGGGACAGAUCCCCUCAAACCCGCCUGGACUCCUGUGGUCACACUGGGGUCAUGUGCUACCUUGGGGUGACGAAGGGGAACGUCUGCACGACCUGGUCUCACCGCCCACGCUCCCGCUCAUCUCUGGUCUUCUGUGUCCGUGAGGCUCUGUGCAGGCCGACCCUCCGCGGGGGUGUCCGUUGGCCUCGCCCCGAACUCCACAGGGCAGCAGCACACCCGCCGCGCCUCCAGUGCGCCCUGGAGCUGCGGGCAGACGUCCCCAGUGUUGUGGGAAGGCGCGGCCGCACGUCGCCCGAGGCCCGGG
Messenger RNA from Nyctereutes procyonoides (raccoon dog), 4185 nucleotides. RefSeq names its product FERM, ARH/RhoGEF and pleckstrin domain protein 2 (gene FARP2). Gene Ontology annotation, cellular component: cytoskeleton. Gene Ontology annotation, molecular function: cytoskeletal protein binding; guanyl-nucleotide exchange factor activity. The coding region runs from base 727 to 3315 and encodes 862 amino acids. The transcript is spliced from 23 exons. The record is from RefSeq and is a predicted model, not a curated record. Lineage: Eukaryota; Metazoa; Chordata; Mammalia; Carnivora; Canidae.